Epinephelus fuscoguttatus (brown-marbled grouper) is the source of this 4618-nucleotide messenger RNA. RefSeq names its product UDP-N-acetyl-alpha-D-galactosamine:polypeptide N-acetylgalactosaminyltransferase 14 (GalNAc-T14) (gene galnt14). The coding region runs from base 224 to 1930 and encodes 568 amino acids. The record is from RefSeq and is a predicted model, not a curated record. NCBI's taxonomy places the organism in Eukaryota, Metazoa, Chordata, Actinopteri, Perciformes, Serranidae. Gene Ontology annotation, cellular component: Golgi apparatus. The transcript is spliced from 15 exons.
CUCGAGCCUCUGUGAGUUGGAGAGGGAGAGUGAAAAAGAGAGAGCGCGCGCUGUGUAGUCAGUGUUUUGCCGUCAGCAGGACCGGACAGACUUGUAUGUGUGUGUGUGUUAGUGAGGGUUGUCCGGUUGAGUCUGGUUGUUUUAUUUGUUUGCUCGCUUUUCUAAAAAUGGGAUUCUGACAGCAGCCGGGCUGCGGGCGCCGCCGGCUCCUCCUGACCGGAAAAUGAAGCGUCUCUGUCGGAGGCUGGCGGUGGCCGUGGCGGUGCUGGUGUGGCUGGGGGCGCUGGUUUACCUGCUGGUGCUGAGCCGGAGGAAGCUGCCGGAGCUCGGUACCGGAGCAGGAGCAGGGGGCGGAGGAGGAGGAGGAGUAGCGGGAGGCGGAGAGACAGCGUACAACCAGAUCUCAGAUGCAGAGUGGGAGGACAUGUUGGAGGGUUUUGAUGAACGCGGUUACCUGAGUGCUCGGCGCUGGAAGCCCGGUGACGACCCAUACACCCUUUACGCCUUCAACCAGAGAGAGAGCGAACGCAUCCCCAGCAACCGAGCCCUGAGAGACACACGACACUACAGGUGCACCAUUCUUCAUUAUGACUCUGAUCUUCCUCCAACUUCCAUCAUCAUCACCUUCCACAACGAGGCCAGAUCCACCCUGCUGCGCACCAUCAGGAGCGUUUUGAACAGAACUCCAGUUCAUCUCAUCCACGAGAUCAUUCUGGUGGAUGACUUCAGUGACGAUGAAAGUGACUGCCAGCUUCUCACCAAACUGCCUAAAGUCAGAUGUCUUCGCAACAACAAGAGGGAAGGUCUGAUCAGGUCCAGAGUGCGCGGGGCCGACGCUGCGAGGGCCGGGGUCCUCACCUUCCUGGACAGCCACUGUGAGGUCAACAAGGACUGGCUGCCGCCUCUGCUGCAGAGGAUCAAACAGGACCCAACUUGUGUGGUCAGCCCGGUUAUUGACAUCAUUAACAUGGACACUUUUGCCUAUGUGGCGGCCUCCGCUGAUCUCCGUGGAGGUUUUGAUUGGAGUCUCCAUUUUAAGUGGGAGCAGCUGUCGCCUGAACAAAGAGCCAUUCGGACUGACCCGACCCAGCCAAUCAAGACUCCCAUCAUUGCGGGUGGCCUCUUUGUGAUUGACAGGUCCUGGUUCAAUCACCUUGGCAAAUACGACACUGCUAUGGACAUCUGGGGCGGGGAGAACUUCGAGAUCUCGUUCCGGGUGUGGCAGUGUGGCGGCAGUUUGGAGAUCCUGCCCUGCAGCAGAGUGGGUCACGUCUUCAGGAAGAAACACCCGUACGUCUUCCCUGAGGGUAACGCCAACACGUACAUUAAGAACACACGUCGCACAGCUGAGGUGUGGAUGGAUGACUUUCGUCUCUUUUACUACUCUGCUCGGCCUGCAGCACGAGGGAAAUCCUACGGAGACAUCCGAGGCAGAGUGGAACUCCGCAAGAAGCUCAAGUGCAAAUCCUUUAAGUGGUACUUGGACAACGUCUAUCCAGAGCUAAAGGUCCCAGACGACUCUGACUCUCAGUCCGGGGUGAUCAAACAGCGGCAGAACUGUCUGGAGUCUCGCAGGGUGGAGGGCCAGGAGCUGCCAGUCCUUACACUGGCUCCCUGCAUAGGAAAGGAGGGGGUCCCUGCCCCCAACCAGGAGUGGGUGUACACUCACGGGCAGCAGAUCCGUCAGCAGCAGCACUGUCUGUCUCUGUCCACCACUUUCCCUGCCUCCCAGGUCCUGCUGAUGCCCUGCAACAUGGCUGACGGCAAGCAGCGAUGGCAGAAGUCGGGGACUCACCUGGAGCAUCUCGUCUCUCGGUUCUGUCUGGACUCUGAGAUGGCUCUGGACGGGAUGGACUCCUCUCGAAUGCUGGUCAUCAGCCCCUGUGAACUGAGUGCGUACACACAGAGAUGGGAAGUCCCCUUCUCCUGACCCCUGGCCCCCUAACCUUUCGACUCCCACAAACCUACCCGGUCACCCAUUCACAGCCUCAAAGGCCUGCGCAGAGACAGCUGCUCUGACAGAGUGAAGAUGCAUGAGCACGUCGUGUCAAAGUGCUGCAGCUGAAUGGAAUGUUUUUUAAGACUUUUUGACGCCUCUUCACUGUUGAUCGUGAGAAAAAAAAAGUGCAGAUCGGUGGGAUCUAAAAUACUGAUUUACUAAGGAUCCGUGCUGGAUCAGAACAUCACUGAAAGGAAGAGACACAUCAGAAAUGUCUGGUUUAUUUUAUCUCAAAGUGUGUAUGUUAGAGGCUGACGAGAAGUUCGGGGAAGAGUCAAACCAAGUGCACCUUAAAACCCUGACCUGUCACAGACUCCAGUUGGACAGAAAAAAUAUCAGAAUGUGUCUUGUAAUCUUUUGCAUUGAAAGUGUCUGUUUUUGAGGAUGUUUAAGAAUCUGGGAAUUAAAACCAAGCACAACUCAAGUUCUUAGUUUACUUGGUCAAAUAACUGUCACUGUCUUUGCUGCAGUAGAAGCAUCUAGAUCAGAUUGUCGGAUGAGAAAGUCAUUCUUCUUGGGACCUGAUCAGGAACUCACCUGUGACUGAAAGCACAGAACAGAAUCUGUGAUGUCUCUUCUUGUUCUUAAUGACUUGUGGUGACGCUAGCACCUUAGUACAGUGACCAUAUGACUUGAUGAACAGCACACCGUUCCAGUUCACUCACGUCUUUCAACCCAGCUGACCAAACAAAAAAUUUUUUUUUGCAAUUUUAUUCAUCAGAUUUCAUGAUAUAUUCACACCAAACACAAAGCGAAUUUUCACAUCGUGUUACUCAUGCGAACAUGGCUGCUGGAGUGUUUCACAACUCGCAAAUAUUCUACCUGAGCAGCUGUGCUAGCUAACUGAGGAGGGCAGCUUACGGCUAACUUGGUUUGGAGUAAAGUACAACUGAUAGCUGGAAUCAAAUGACGUUAAACAUGGUAAAAAUGAAGGCUUCGUGUUCUGAACCAGCAUGAACCAAGAUUGCUCAUUAUGUCUCAUAAUGUCCCAGCAGCACAUUCCCGUUUCACACCUUCUGUUGUGUAUCUUUCACAGUAAAAGACCAACUUAAAUUACUUAGAGCAUUUUGCUCAGAAGCAACUCAACAUAAAAACGUACAAUCACUCAGUCCUCUGCUUUUUCGAUCUUUCUCUGUACAGUGCUGACGUUGAGUCAAAGAGCUCUGGUUGCCCACAGAUGGUGACAUUAAUUUUUUCUUUGUAUUUUUUCAGCAACAUCUGUACUCCGAUAGGCUUCCGUGAAUCACACAAAUUUCCUGUGUUCAAAUAUUGAAAGUUAAAAACUUUUCAACCCGCACAGAUACACGAAUAUACUCGAAUUUCAUGUCUUUGCAUCAUUCGUGUGGUGUCAUUGCCACCGCCCGGCACAAGUUUGUGUCUAUUUGUGUCUUUGCAUUGACUUGCUAUGUAGUCUUGCUGUGUGCUUGCUUCGCGUUCGAUGUGAACACAUUAUUAGUAACCCUGCUUUGUAAGACAGACUCGUAGAUUGCUUCAUACCAAAAAAAGACGUAUAAGGAUGACCAAAUGAUCUAACGCUGGUAAGUCUGGAUAAGUCCUCACUCAUUACUGUUUGGGAUGGUUUCUUAUUCUAUGAUUAUCUAUUCUUCGACUGGAGAUAUGUCCCUUUACUGUUUUGAAGUACGCAAAGAAGUGGACAAGACAUUUUGUUGAUCAUAUGACCAUAAUUUCCUCUGUAAAACUUUUGCAUGCUGCAGCUUCCUUGGCUGUGUCAGCGGAAGAAAGACGGAGCAUGGAGGAGAAGGAAAGACACAGAGGAGGGAACACAAAGCUGGAUUUUAGGUGACGCUAACAGGCCCUGGCUGAGCUCCCGGUGCAAAAAGACGUCAGUUUGACACAGAAGGAUUAGCACAAAUACAGAUUGUAAAAAGGGCUAUGGUGUACAUAGAGACAAACAGGCACAAUCAGAGGUAACAUAUAAAUAAAGAACAGCAUGUCUGCAGCACAUCUCAUUCUGUAUGUUUUGGGGGACAGUUGGCAGAUUCCAGUGUUUCCUGUGGCAGCAAGGAUGCAGCUGCUGCAGCAGCUUCACAUCGCACGCCCCCCAUGAAAUGCUGCUGUGCAUGUGAGAAUUUACACAAGUCUGUUUUUUCUUUCUCACGUUAACUUUAUCAAACUGGAGGGAAGCUUCAUUCAUACUGUUCUUUCAGUCCUAAAUGCAGUUAUGGUGUUAGCAUCUGUCAUGUUUUCGUGCAAGUUUUGGAGGAUUUAUAUAAAUUAUUAUGGGUUUAUUUCUCAAGGAAAAGGUGUUUACUCUUUACUUUUCACAAUCCUGAUGAUAGAUGAAGCAACCAACCCUUUUGUUUUAUUUCUGAGCACACUGACAGGACCUGGGGUUGUUGCUGAUGGACAAACUGCAGCUGCUGUAGAGGUCAAACCUGCGAUCCUCCAGUCAUAUGUCAGCCUUCUUUCAAAUUCCAACAGAGUCAAAACACAACUCAACUGAACUACAGACCUAUGUGGAAGUAUUCUUCUCUCAACUUCCCUAACAGUCAUUUUGCAAGUCAGUUUUUCACAAGAUGGAUUUCUAAUUUCAGACACAAAUUCUCCGCAGAUGGUUUCCUGCUCUCCUGUGUUUGACAUCGUCCACUGCAUCAUUUU